Erinaceus europaeus (western European hedgehog) is the source of this 3017-nucleotide messenger RNA. RefSeq names its product CUGBP Elav-like family member 3 (gene CELF3). Gene Ontology annotation, cellular component: ribonucleoprotein complex; nucleus; cytoplasm. The transcript is spliced from 13 exons. Gene Ontology annotation, molecular function: mRNA binding. The record is from RefSeq and is a predicted model, not a curated record. Bases 682 to 2046 code for a protein of 454 amino acids. Lineage: Eukaryota; Metazoa; Chordata; Mammalia; Eulipotyphla; Erinaceidae. Gene Ontology annotation, biological process: regulation of alternative mRNA splicing, via spliceosome; mRNA splice site recognition.
CAGCGGAGGGAGCAGCCGGCAGUAGCCCAGGCCCGGGGCCGGGGUGGGGUGGGAGGGGGGCGGAGGGGAGGAUCAGAAGGGGGCGGCGGGAACAGAGGGACCCCCGGACCCUGCUGCCGUCAGCGACCCAGCGCCUGGCACCAGGGACCUUCGGAGCCAGCAGAAGGAUCGGCCACGGGGGAGGUGUCCUCCCGGGGAGGCCAUGGACAGUUUACCUGCCCCACAUCAGGAGUAGCUUUGGUGCUGCCGCCCCUCUACCCCCUCACCUUCGGCCCCAUCACCUCUUCAGGCGCUGCACCCCACCUCCAGCUCUCACCGCCUCCCCAACUUCCAGGUCCCCGCUCCCCAUUAACCUUCCAAACGCUUGGCCGCACUAACCCCACCACCACCACCCAACCCGGGAUAUUUGAAAAUCUCCGGGAGGGGGCCCUUUGAUAACGCGAUGCCCCCUGGUGGCAUGGCCGUGCCUGCCCACACCCCUGACCCUUAGCCCUCAACUCCCGAGGUCUUCUUUGUGUAGAGAACUGCCCCCCCCUACCCGACACUGGGAUUGGGGGCCACAGGGAACGCCAGCCCCCCCGCUGGGCUCCCCUGCCCACUGCCACUUGCCUCCUUGCUGGGCAGCCCCCGUGGCCUUCAGGCCUCUCCCUGCACCCCGGCCCCUCCUCCUGAGCCGCCCCAAUGAAGGAGCCAGAUGCCAUCAAGCUGUUUGUGGGGCAGAUCCCGCGGCACCUGGAGGAAAAGGACCUGAAGCCCAUCUUCGAGCAGUUCGGGCGGAUCUUCGAGCUGACUGUCAUCAAGGACAAGUACACCGGGCUGCACAAGGGAUGUGCCUUCCUGACUUACUGUGCCCGCGAUUCAGCCCUGAAGGCCCAGAGCGCCCUGCACGAACAGAAGACACUUCCAGGGAUGAACAGGCCGAUCCAGGUCAAGCCAGCCGACAGCGAGAGCCGAGGAGAAGACCGGAAGCUGUUUGUGGGGAUGCUAGGGAAGCAGCAGACAGAUGAGGACGUCAGGAAGAUGUUUGAGCCUUUCGGGACCAUUGACGAGUGCACUGUACUCAGGGGCCCCGAUGGCACCAGCAAAGGCUGUGCCUUCGUGAAGUUUCAGACCCAUGCGGAGGCUCAGGCAGCCAUCAAUACCCUCCACAGCAGCCGGACCCUGCCGGGUGCUUCGUCCAGCCUGGUGGUGAAGUUUGCUGACACAGAGAAGGAACGCGGCCUCCGGCGGAUGCAGCAGGUGGCCACCCAGCUGGGCAUGUUCAGCCCCAUCGCCCUCCAGUUUGGAGCCUACAGCGCCUACACCCAGGCCCUGAUGCAGCAGCAGGCGGCCCUGGUAGCGGCCCACAGUGCCUACCUCAGCCCCAUGGCCACCAUGGCCGCCGUGCAGAUGCAGCACAUGGCUGCCAUCAACGCCAACGGGCUCAUCGCCACCCCCAUCACCCCCUCCUCAGGAACCAGCACCCCUCCUGCCAUCGCUGCCACGCCUGUCUCUGCCAUCCCUGCUGCCCUGGGUGUCAACGGCUACAGCCCGGUGCCCACCCAGCCCAGCGGGCAGCCUGCCCCUGAUGCUCUGUACCCCAAUGGGGUCCACCCCUACCCAGUGCCUGCUGCCCUCCUCAGCCCAGAGCCCCGCGGCCCCCGUGGACCCCCUGCAGCAGGCCUAUGCGGGAAUGCAGCACUACACUGCAGCCUACCCAGCGGCUUACAGCCUGGUUGCACCUGCGUUCCCACAGCCUCCAGCUCUGGUCGCCCAGCAGCCCCCACCCCCCCCCCAGCAGCAGCAGCAGCGGGAAGGCCCCGACGGCUGCAACAUCUUCAUCUACCACCUGCCCCAGGAGUUCACGGACUCGGAGAUUCUCCAGAUGUUUGUCCCCUUUGGCCAUGUCAUCUCAGCCAAAGUCUUUGUGGACCGAGCCACCAAUCAGAGCAAGUGUUUUGGCUUUGUAAGUUUCGACAAUCCGGCCAGUGCCCAGGCAGCUAUCCAGGCCAUGAACGGUUUCCAGAUCGGCAUGAAGCGCCUCAAAGUUCAGCUGAAGCGGCCUAAAGAUGCCAACCGGCCCUACUGAGGGGCCCCAGGUCUGGACGCACCAGCAGAAGGGGCCCCAGCGCCUCUCCCUUCUGGCUCAGCCCUCUCUGCACACCCGUCCCACCUAGACUGGGCUGUGGGGUCCAGCUGCUUGUUGGCUCCGGGGCAUAAGACGCCAGCUCACUCCUGCCACCCUGCCCCUCCCGAGGGCCUCUCUCUCCUCCAGGUGCCCUUUUGGCAUUUCUGAGGGAGCAAGGGACAGGUCUGAGGCCAGGGGUGCUGCCUUCUGCUAGGGCUGCCCAGCUUCGCACUUGCUCCCUGCCUGUGCCCCCACAGAGGGCAGCAGGGGCCUCCGGCCCCUUGUCCCAGCCUCUCCCCCACCUUAGGGGUUUCUCAGAGGCUGGUGUUCACACUCCCCACCACCCUCAGCUAGAGGUAGUAUCCUGGACCUUGGGCUCUUACCCGGAAAACUCACUGCCUCCCCCAAGGGCCCCCCUCUAGGGAAGAUGUGUGUUUGGGGGCCCGUGGGCUGCCUCUCCACCAGUCAGCCACAGAGACCCUCCUCCUUUCAUGAGGAAUCAACCUCCCCUGACCCCUAAAAAUGUUUACAGUCUCUGCUGGCCCCUCCGUGUACAUACCAUGACCACCCAUGCGUUACCGGUUGCCCUGCCUGGGCGCUGCACCACUUCCUUUCUGGGAGUUUAGACAAUGUUUCCCGGGGACUUUUUCUCUCUCUUGAUUUCUCCCUUUGCUUUGGGGGUAAUUGGGUGUUGGGGAGGGUGUGGGGAGGGCACAAGGGGUUUAUUACCUGAGCAUUUUCUUUAGGAAGAGGUUUUAGGGAAGAAAAAUGGGGAGGGGGAGGGAGUUUGAAGGGAAAUGGGGAGUCAGUUUCAGACACUUCUCUAUGCUUAACUUAUUUAUUUAUUGCAUUUUACUUUUCAAAAGUCGCUCUUUUCUGUCUAAAUAAAGAGAAAAAAAGUUUAAAAGCA